This is a messenger RNA of Acanthamoeba castellanii str. Neff, 456 nucleotides long. RefSeq lists its product as uncharacterized. The transcript has 3 exons. Gene Ontology annotation, cellular component: mitochondrion; endoplasmic reticulum. Bases 1 to 456 code for a protein of 151 amino acids. Lineage: Eukaryota; Discosea; Longamoebia; Acanthamoebidae. The record is from RefSeq and is a predicted model, not a curated record. Gene Ontology annotation, biological process: protein targeting to ER.
AUGGCAGCGGGCAUGGGAAAGAUGCUUAUUAUGCUGACUUCUUGUCCCCCGCUGGCGCUGCAGCUGCCGGUGAUUUUCCUCAUGCGCGAGAUCAACUUUGAGGACCCCACCAAUCUCUUCUUCGUGCGGGUGGCGUUUGGCAGCGUUGCCGCGCUCUCGGCGAUGACCCUGUACUACAUGUACACUCGUAUUCAGAGCAAGGCCGAUGGCCAGCGCAAGAUCAUGGUGCCCCCUCCCGCCACGCCCUCCUGGGGCGCUGCCGCCGAGCUGCUGGCCAACAACGCCGAGCCGGAGACUCCACAGGAGGAGAGGAGGAAAAAGAAGAAGCAGCAGCAGCUGGAGGCCGCCGCCGCCGCCGCCGCGCAGGCGGGCGCGGAAGGAGCUGGUGCGUCGUCGGACAAGAAGUCGAGUGGCGCCACCAAAAAGCGCAGGCCCCAGCCCGCCAAGGCCGACUGA